ACAAAGCCAGCCAAAGAGCUGAGAGAAACUCACCAAAGGUUGUGAAAGUAACUUUGAGUUUUGUUCUCGGUGACAAUAGGAAGGAAUCUGCUCAGCUGCAGACUCACCUCUCUCUCUCUCUCUCUCUGCUUUGUUUUUUGCCUAGAUUCUAGAUUUUCUGCUCGUUUUAAAGACACAUUGGUGCUGUAGAAGUCAGUUUCCCCUUCCAGUACAACCAGGAGAUCCGAGAGAGUGUCCGCUCCAAACCUGGACCAUGGACAGCCUGAAAGUGUUCCUCCUGCUGAGCGUGGUCUUCGCUCACAUUUACUGCGAUGAAGACCCAUCACCGACACGAGAAAAGGACUCGUGGAACAUUGACAGCGAGAACUGGCAGGAUGAUUUGCCAGAAGACAACAAAAUCAUGCAACAGUUUGCUCGCCUGGUCAAAAGAGCAAAAUUUGAUAAAUUCUACGGUUUAAUGGGGAAACGUGCUCCCGGUCCAACACAAGCAGGUAACCCAAGCCAUAAAAGACAAAAGGAAAAUAUGUUUAUUGGCCUUAUGGGACGACGGUCUUCAAGUGCUGAGGCACCACCAGAAUGGGAACGAAUUCAGUACAACGGUCAAAGGCGCAAAUAAGUGGUACAAGUGGAAAAACAUCUGAAUGUUCUCUACACCGUUCCAACAAGGCGGCGAUUUUUGGCUAAAUAACCUGUAACUCAAUUUGUGCUUAGUUUACCAAUCAUAAACACUGACGCAAAACCUCCACUUCAAACAAAUCUUAUAUAAUUUGUCAAAGCUGUUCAGUAUUUUAACCUGUUCAUGUGAAACUUUCAACUGAGAUUUACAAUGAUCUAAGAAGCUAAAUCGAAGUGACUAUCAAUACCAUAAUCUUAAAUGCCUCAGAGCUUACACUGGUGUGACGUUCAUGUAAAAAUAAAAUUGGAUAAUUUAUUUUUGAAAUUUGCUUGCAUUUAAAAAUAUUGUAAAGUUAUAAUUGCGUGCUGGCAAUGAAUCGGGGCUCAAAGGUAUGUGUACUGUUAAUUUCAUUCGUUUGGUUUAACUACAUUUAGUUGAACUUAUAAAAAUAGGAAUUUGGUUAAAAACACUUUGACAAUAUUUGUACAGUUAUCCAGAGUUGGUUGCAGAUAUUAAGAGUCUCAAAAUUCAGAAUUCAUUGCACAAACGUAAAAUAAGUUUUGAAAUAAUACAUUUUUAAAAACACACAUCAAAUAGAAGUAUAUGAUGCAUCAAUCACAUAAUUUACAAGAUACAAAUACCUAAAGUUUACUAUUUCAUUCAAUUGGCUUUUACAUAAAGCAAAGAUAUAUUGGUUCAUUUUUCAUGUCAAGUUUUAUGGUAUAUUACCUCCUGAUUUUUUUCAAACUUCAAGGGAAGCAAUCUUCUACAUUAUUAACAAAGUGUUUGUUUUCUGUAUCUGAUUUCAAAUGAUGAUUAGUUAUGUGUCUGUUCUAUUAGACCAAU
Molecule: messenger RNA, 1462 nt
Organism: Hemiscyllium ocellatum (epaulette shark)
Lineage: Eukaryota; Metazoa; Chordata; Chondrichthyes; Orectolobiformes; Hemiscylliidae
Product: protachykinin-like
Exons: 5
Coding region: 254-616 (120 amino acids)
Source: RefSeq, a predicted model, not a curated record